Aspergillus versicolor CBS 583.65 is the source of this 1035-nucleotide messenger RNA. RefSeq lists its product as uncharacterized. The record is from RefSeq and is a predicted model, not a curated record. The transcript has a single exon. The coding region runs from base 1 to 1035 and encodes 344 amino acids. Gene Ontology annotation, molecular function: oxidoreductase activity, acting on the CH-OH group of donors, NAD or NADP as acceptor. Lineage: Eukaryota; Fungi; Ascomycota; Eurotiomycetes; Eurotiales; Aspergillaceae.
AUGACAUCCCUUGUCCUUGUUACCGGCGUCACAGGUCUAAUCGGCUUCCGAGUGCUCCUCGAAACCCUCCGCAAAGGGUAUACGGUGCGCUUCGCAGCACGCUCAGAGGAGAAAGCCCAAAAGGUCCUAUCUCGCCCCGCCAUCCAAGGACUCAACGCAGGAGACCGGCUCAGCUAUGUCCUUAUCCCCGACAUCAGCGCUGAGAAUGCCUACGAUGAAGCCCUAAAGGGCGUGUCCUAUGUACUACACGUCGGUACUCCGGUCCCAGUCCCGGGGUACGACCCCCUCACGCAAAUUUACAAUCCCACCGUCCAGAGUAUCCCAAAUCUACUAGGCUCAGCCCUCAAAACACCAACUCUGAAACGACUGGUAAUCACCUCUUCCAUCGUCGCCAACCUUGCGCCAAAUCCUGACCCAGCCGUGACAUCCACCGGCGCGACGCGCAUCCCCAUCACCGCCCCGCCAGAGACGAUAUCAAGCCCCUUCGAGGCCUACGUCUUGGGCAAGAUAAUCUCGCUCAAUGCGACAGACGAAUUCAUCGCCAAAGAAAAGCCCCAUUUCAGCAUCGCGCAUAUCUUCCCGGGGUACGUCUUCGGCCGCAACGACCUCCUCGACGGCGAGGGAACUGAGCUUCUCUUCCAAAACAGCUCGAACGGGUACCUUCUCGGCAGCAUUCUGGGUACAGAAAUCGGCAUGCCGAUUCACGGGGGGUACGUGCAUAUCGACGACGUCGCCGACGUGCAUCUCCGUGUUCUCGAGCUGGAUCCCGCUGCUGAUUCUGCGUGUGGAACCCCGCAUUCGUUUGGUGCAUGCACGACCCUUGAGGCGUUCAAUACCUUUGAUAUUGUGGAGAAGGCGUUCCCCAAGGCAGUUGCUAAUGGGACGUUCUCGCGGGGCGCGCUGCCUAAACUGCCCAUCUCGUACGAUUCGAGCGAGACGGAGAGGGUGCUUGGGAUGAAAUUCCGGUCGUUUGAGAGUGCGGUUGCGGAUACUGCGGCGCAGUAUUUGGAGAGUCGGGGAUUGGAGGUGGCGUAG